This is a messenger RNA of Fraxinus pennsylvanica, 312 nucleotides long. The record is from the annotation of a GenBank genome assembly. Lineage: Eukaryota; Viridiplantae; Streptophyta; Magnoliopsida; Lamiales; Oleaceae.
AUGGAUUCUAGCGACAACCCAGUCAAAUCUCGAGCUAACUCCUCCAUGAAAAUGUCUAGACACCAUAGUGGGGAUAAAAGAAAAAACAAACACAGGAAGGGGAAAGGAAAGAAGAAAAUGUAUGGUGCCCAAGUGAUUUCAGCAUCACUUGAGCAGUUGGAAGGUGAUCGGCUCCACCUCUUCACGCUGUGGUUCCUACGGGAUAAAGAAAAUUGUAAGUCGUACUGUGCUGCCAAGACACCUUAUUCGAGAUUUGAGUUCAUCGAGUACUGUUUCGAGCGUGACAGUCUAUCCAUUAACCGUAAGGGGUGA